AUGGAUAUGGCCAUGAUGAUGACUAGCAGCAUGCCCAUGCCCACCGGCGGCCAUGAUAUGCAUCAUGGUAUGCAUCAUGGUAUGGACCAUGGUAUGGGUGGUAACCAGUGCAAGAUAUCCAUGCUCUGGAACUGGAACGUCAUCGACGCAUGCUUCAUAUCAUCAACAUGGCGAAUCACGUCCAGGGGAAUGUUCGCUGGUUCAUGUAUCGGCGUGAUACUGCUCGUCAUGUCUCUCGAGUUUCUCCGCCGCCUAGGCCGCGAGUUCGAUAAACACGUCGCGGGCCAACCUUCCCUGUUCGACAGCUUCGGCUCCGGAUCCUCCUCCACGGCAGCAGCGAAUUCUCGCAGCGAAUACACCGAAGACUCAGGUAGCCCCAAGCCGACUGUCCCUGGUUCCAUUGGAUUGCCACAGCCAAUGGGGGGAAGACAUUCUCCAACGCUCUUGCAGCACACGCUUCGGUCUCUGCUGCAUAUGGUACAGUUUGGUGUAGCAUAUUUUGUGAUGCUGUUAGCCAUGUACUACAAUGGGUAUUUUAUCAUCUGUAUCCUCAUUGGAGCAUUCCUGGGUCACUUUGUGUUUUCCUGGAAGAGCAAAGAUAAGAGCGAUGCAUGUGAGGUCACCGUUUGCUGCGGUUGA
This is a messenger RNA of Nannizzia gypsea CBS 118893, 639 nucleotides long. Its product is annotated as high affinity copper transporter. The transcript is spliced from 4 exons. Gene Ontology annotation, molecular function: copper ion transmembrane transporter activity. Gene Ontology annotation, biological process: copper ion transmembrane transport. The record is from RefSeq and is a predicted model, not a curated record. Lineage: Eukaryota; Fungi; Ascomycota; Eurotiomycetes; Onygenales; Arthrodermataceae. Gene Ontology annotation, cellular component: membrane. The coding region runs from base 1 to 639 and encodes 212 amino acids.